Messenger RNA from Heterostelium album PN500, 582 nucleotides. RefSeq lists its product as uncharacterized. The transcript has 2 exons. Bases 1 to 582 code for a protein of 193 amino acids. The record is from RefSeq and is a predicted model, not a curated record. NCBI's taxonomy places the organism in Eukaryota, Evosea, Eumycetozoa, Acytosteliales, Acytosteliaceae.
AUGAAGAAUAUCUGGGGUAUUAUAGUUUUAGUUCUUUUAAUUUUCACUUGGGCAUUGACAACUGCAACAUUUGGAACUUCAUGGUACAGAUUGCAUGACGAGUUGACCAACAGAGGAUGGGCUUAUUUUAAAUAUUCGCACUAUGAUAUUGGUCCAGAUACCUAUUCCAUUUCAGGAUCCAAUAUCCAAAAGGUACUCCAAACCUGUCUUGCUUUUGCCUGUAUCUCUUGGAUUUUCACCACUGUUACCAUCUUUAUCAAUAUUAUGGAUCGUGUAAAAUCUGGAGUUUCAUUGUUCAAGGUUGCUCGUUUCCUUCCAAUUGGUUCUUUCCUCUUUGCUUUGUUCUCAGUUUUGGUUCUCAUUGCUUGGCCAAAGGCUUUUAAAAAAGACUGUGAAAAGAAUGCCUCCUAUUUGACAUGGGCUGCCACUGGUUGUGGUGACUGGGGAUGUUUCAAGGACCUUAGAGUUGGAGGAGAUUGCGAGCCAUAUGCAGGUUGGGCAUGUAUGAUAGUUUCAACAAUCACUUCUUUUAUUGCAGCUUUAAUAAGCGCAAUUUUCACUCGUUAUGGUGUUUCAGCUUAA